AUGGCCCAAAACGACUCAAAGCACCUCCUCCCCAUGACCUCCAUCCUCUUCGCCGACGCCAAUUCCUCUUCACGGCCAAACACAUCCCACCACCUCGCGAACCCCACACUCGCCAACCUCAAAGACGCGCAAGACACCAGCAUCACCGCGCUGCCGCAGCCUGUCACCGAAGCCGAGAUCCCGGAGUCAGACGGUUUUUGGAAGAGAUUGUGGGCUAAGAUCAAGAUUGCGCUUGGUUUCGGUGAAAGGGAAGUGGAGUAUGAGGAGGAGAGGGAGAUGUGCAUUGGUGAGCCUUUUGGCUUCGUACAUAUUGGGACGGGAGGGAAUAGGCCGUUGUUGGGGCCGGGUGGGGUGCCGAGGGUUGGGGGUGGGGAUGAGGAGUGGGAGGAUGUGGAAUGA
Molecule: messenger RNA, 399 nt
Organism: Alternaria viburni
Lineage: Eukaryota; Fungi; Ascomycota; Dothideomycetes; Pleosporales; Pleosporaceae
Exons: 1
Coding region: 1-399 (132 amino acids)
Source: RefSeq, a predicted model, not a curated record